Messenger RNA from Symbiodinium sp. CCMP2592, 480 nucleotides. The record is from the annotation of a GenBank genome assembly. Lineage: Eukaryota; Dinophyceae; Suessiales; Symbiodiniaceae.
AUGGCGACGGCUGGCAAGUCGGCAGAUGACGGCGCUGCACAGGAAGCUGGAGGAGCAUCCGCGGUUGCAGUUGCGAAAACAUCCAACCGAACGGCUGCAGAACAAGGGGCAGCAGCUGAAGGUGUGGCAGGCGAGAAGGAAGCAGCAGAGGAGGCGGCUGUGGAGAAAGCGGCCGCAGAGAAGAUGGCCGCUGAAAAGGCGGCAGCUGACAGGGCAGCUGCUCAGCACGCUGCGGAAGAGAAGGCAGCUGCUGAAAAGGCGGCCGCCGAGAAGGCAGCAAAGGCAGCAGCUGAGCAAGCCGCAGCAGACAAGGCCGCGGCAGAGAAGGUUGCCGCGGAGAGGGCCGCAGCUGAGAAAGCGGCCGCAGAGAAGGCGGCGGCAGAGAAGGCCGCGGCUGACAAAGUGCUUGCUCAGAAGGCGCAGGAGCAGGCCGAGGGAAGCGAGGUCAAUCACGCUUUGAAGUCAUGCAUGAUUGUGUAA